Messenger RNA from Cherax quadricarinatus, 1973 nucleotides. RefSeq lists its product as uncharacterized. The record is from RefSeq and is a predicted model, not a curated record. Gene Ontology annotation, cellular component: extracellular region. Lineage: Eukaryota; Metazoa; Arthropoda; Malacostraca; Decapoda; Parastacidae. Gene Ontology annotation, molecular function: chitin binding.
CGGGAUUCUUCAGGACGAGUAUAAAGGUUUAAGAAUGGCUGUGUCUUUUCCAAGUCGCGUUGUCGAUUGUGAGCCUUUGUAGCGAGAGCAGGGGAGAUGCAUCUGCCGUUAGCCAAGCUGGUGUUGGUGAUCGGAUGCAUAGGAGUGAGCUGGGCCCAAAGUGGCGGGUAUGGCUACCUUCCCCCACAAACACCUUUCGAACAUGGGGGCUCCUCUCUCAGCGAUAGCUCGAUACUACCCACUCGACCGCCCACUCGACCGCCCGCUCGACCGCCCACUCGACCGCCUACCAGACCGCCCUCGAGACCACCUCCGCUCGAUGUUCCUCCGCUGACUUUCCCUCCUGGUACUAGACCUCCAAUCCCUCCUACUCUACCCCCCACCCGGCCUCCUCGACCUCCCACUCUACCCCCCACCCAGCCUCCUCGACCUCCCACUCGACCCCCCACCCAGCCUCCUCGACCUCCCACUCUACCUCCCACUCGACCCCCCACCCAGCCUCCUCGACCUCCCACUCGACCCCCCAACCCAGCCUCCUCGACCUCCCACUCGACCCCCCACCCAGCCUCCUCGACCUCCCACUCGACCCCCCACCCAGCCUCCUCGACCUCCCACUCAACCUUCUUUCCCACCAAUUCAACCUUUCCCACCAGUCCAACCUUUCCCUCCAAUUCAACCUCCUCGCCCACCAGUUCAACCUCCUCGCCCACCAGUUCAAUCCUCCCACGUUCACCUCCUCGCCCACCAGUUCAACCUCCUCGCCCACCAGUUCAACCUCCUCGCCCACCAGUUCAACCUCCUCGCCCACCAGUUCAAACUCCUCGCCCACCAGUUCAACCUCCUCGCCCACCAGUUCAACCUCCUCGUCCACCAGUUCAACCUUCUCGCCCACCAGUUCAACCUCCUCGCCCACCAGUUCAACCUCCUCGCCCACCAGUUCAACCUCCUCGCCCACCAAUCCAAACUCCUCGCCCACCACCCCUCCCUCCAACACGACCCCCUCGCCCACCUCCAACAGAUCACGACCAUGACCACCACCACCACGACCACCACCACCACCACCACAGCAGCGACCCCCUGGAAUGGUUGAGGGAAUCCGUUCCUGGUGAACCUGGUGUCGAUUACCCGAUUUACGGCUGGCCCAUUGUCCAAACCAGCUUCUCUUGUACCGGCAGACCGGACGGUUACUACGCUGAUACGGAGACCCGGUGUCAAGUGUUCCACAUCUGCCUCUUCGACACCAGCACCAAGGUCCUGUGUCCCAACGGCACCAUCUUCAGCCAGGAACACUUCACCUGCCGCUGGUGGAACAUGGUCGACUGCUCUACUGCGGAGUCAUUCUACGACAAGAACGCUGAGAUAGGCAUAGUUCCCCCUGAGAGUCCCUAUCAGGUUACAGGUAGACCGGCCUCUGGCGCUUCAUCUUUCUUGGUUCCCAGUGUUGUACCGGGUCCUGGACCUACAGUUCAGUUUGAUACCCCAAUUUCUAAGCUACCUCCAAUCUCAAGACCCCGACCAACAAUCCCAAAACCCCGACCGCCAACCCAUGAUGUAGUACGCCCACCACUAGGUGUACCACCAUCAGGUCCACCACUAAGUCCACGCCCGAGCCCACCACUAGGUGUACCACCAUCAGGUCCACCACUAAGUCCACGCCCAAGCCCACCAUUAGGUGUACCACCAUCAAGUCCACCACUAAGUCCACGCCCAAGCCCACCAUUAGGUGUACCACCAUCAAGUCCACCACUAAGUCCACGCCCAAGCCCACCACUAGGUUUACCACCAUCAGGUCCACCACUAAGGCCACGCCCGAGCCCAUCACUAAGUGUACCACCAUCAGGUCCACCACUAAGGCCACGCCCGAGCCCAUCACUAGGUGUACCACCAUCAGGUCCACCACUAAGUCCACGCCCAAGCCCACCACUAGGUUACCACCAUCAGGUCCACCACUAAGUCCACGCCCGAGCCCACCA